Molecule: messenger RNA, 13780 nt
Organism: Solea senegalensis (Senegalese sole)
Lineage: Eukaryota; Metazoa; Chordata; Actinopteri; Pleuronectiformes; Soleidae
Gene: hmcn2
Product: hemicentin 2
Exons: 81
Coding region: 231-12830 (4199 amino acids)
Molecular function (GO): calcium ion binding
Source: RefSeq, a predicted model, not a curated record
AGGGGCUCGACAACACGCAGCCAGUCCACACACAACUCCAAACUUUACGCACGGAUGUUCGCCUGUGGAAGUCCCUCUCUCUGCUGAGGCGCAUUGUUACAAACUUUUCAACUUUUUUUUUUCAACUUUUCUACGCUCUGGAAGCAGCUCCAAAGAAACAACUUUCUUAUACUUUGACAUUUUUAUUUUAAACAGACAGAUGCAGUGAAUCUAAACAAACAAACAAAAAAAUGACCGCUGUGUUAAAGUGCCUGGUCCUGGCGCUGUGUAUCAGCGCGCACAGGCUCUUGGCAGUGCCCCGGCUGGAGGAGGAGGAUGGAUCCGGUGACAGCGCCUCGACCCUGGCCUUUGUGUUCGACGUUACCGGCUCCAUGUACGACGACCUGAAGCAGGUGAUAGAAGGCGCCUCGCGGAUCUUGGAGAAGACUGUUAGCCGGAGAACCAGACCCAUCAAAAACUUCGUCUUGGUGCCCUUCCACGACCCAGAUAUUGGCCCCGUGUCAAUCACCACUGACCCACGGAAGUUCCAGCAGGAUCUGCAAGAGCUGUUUGUGCAGGGUGGCGGCGACUGCCCUGAGAUGAGCAUCGGAGCCAUAAAGAAAGCUCUGGAGGUUUCCCUGCCUGGAUCCUUCAUCUACGUCUUCACCGACGCCAGGGCCAAGGACUACCGCCUGAAACGAGACGUCCUGCAGCUGGUGCAGCUCCGUCAGUCUCAGGUGGUGUUUGUGUUGACUGGGGACUGCGGGGACCGUUCUCAGCCUGGCUACAGGGCGUACGAGGAGAUCGCUGCCACCUCCUCGGGACAAAUCUUUCACCUGGACAAGCAGCAGGUCAACGAGGUUUUAAAAUGGGUGGAGGAGACGAUCCAGGCCAUGAAGGUCCACCUGCUGUCCUCCAACCAUGACAGUGCCCAAGAGAACAAGUGGGAAGUGCCCUUUGACCCCAGCCUCAGAGAGGUCACUGUGUCACUAAGUGGACCAGCACCACAAAUUGAGCUCACCGAUCCCUUUGGUCGUGUAGUCAGUGAGGAGCAGGGUCUGAAAGAACUGUUGAAUAUUCCCAACUCUGCUCGUAUUAUCAACCUGAAGUUUCCCAGACCUGGAGCCUGGAAACUGAAGGCAAGUUGCAGUGGGCGUCACACUCUGAGGGUCACUGGAGUCAGCAGUCUCGACUUCCGUGCGGGCUUCUCCAGCAUACCUGUGUCUGAGUUCAACCACACUAGGGAACGGCCAGUAAAAGGACUACCAGCCCAUGUUUUGCUGAAAUGCACCGGCCUGAAGCCUCCAGGUCAACUGAGCCACGCGGAGCUGAUGUCAGGCUCUGGCCGCUCUCUGCGCACAAUCCCAGUUCCUUUGCCCUCUGACCUCGGACAACAAGGACUGUGGAGUCUCCCAGAGUUCCGCACCCCCUCCCAGAGCUUCUUCAUCAAGGUGACAGGCAAAGACGAGGAGGGCUACCGCUUCCAGAGACUGUCCAGCGUCUCCUACACCAACAUUGUUCCAGAUCCCCCAGCUGUGAGAAUGCCUGAUGUGGUGAAGGGUUACUACAUGCAGCCCGCUGUGAUAAGCUGCUCGGUGGAGAGUGAUGUGCCCUACAGGCUGAGAUUUAGCAGAAGUGGGAUUACCCUGGGAGAGGAGAGGGUCUACCAGAAUUCCGCCAUCGCAUCGUGGGAGAUUGCUCACGUCGCGGCCGAGGAUGAAGGCCUGUAUGAGUGCAUCGCACAAAGCAGUGCGGGUCAGGGACGGGCCUUAACCCAGGUGACUGUUAGAGAACCUCCUCCAGUCCUGAAGGCAGCCGUGAACGUGACAUCCUCUGUGGGUGGUGUCGCUGUGCUCUCCUGCCAGGUGGAAGGUUCCAUGCGCCACAACUUGACCUGGCUCAGAGCGGGUCGUACCAUCCAGGCCCGCACGGGCAGAGUGAGGUUGCUGCCAAACUCGUCCCUGCAGGUGAACGGAGUGCAGAGUCAGGACGCCGGGGAGUAUCGCUGUGUGGCCACCAACGCCCAGGGAGACGGCAGCAUUACAGUGUGGCUUUUUGUCCCAGAGGCUCCCUCUGUGGUAGUUCACCCACAGAGCCAGGCUUUCUCCCGAGGGGAUGAGAUCCGCCUCGUCUGCUCGGCGUCCGGUUCCCCCCCUCCCCAGCUCUUCUGGAGCCAUGGAAACAUGUUCCUCACCAAACGGCCGAGGUUAAGCCAAAACCAGCAUGGCGUCCUGACCAUAAGAGCGGCUCUCCCAGAGGACGCUGGGAACUACACAUGUCUGGCAAGCAAUGAGGCUGGGACCGCCUCUCAAUCGGUGUCACUGACCUUUGUAGAGUUGCCAAGGAUAACGGUGUCACAGCAGGUUGUGCUUGUUUCUGUCGGCGGUGACGCGACUCUAGAGUGCCAAGCCUCAGGCGUUCCCCCUCCCCUGAUCCACUGGUUCAAAGGCGAGCUCGAGGUGGGCUCGGCUCCUUUCGUUGAACAGGAUGUUCACCACGGGACCUUGCACAUCCGAGGGAUUCAGGAGGUGGACGCCGGUCAGUACAGAUGUGUGGCCAGCAGCUCUGCUGGAACAUCUGCUGGUACAGUCACUCUGCAGGUUGGAGCGAGCCCAUUGUUCUCUGAGGAACCGGUUGACGUGGCGGCUAAUGUUGGGGAGAACGUCACCCUCCCCUGUGUUGCCCGAGGUUUCCCGCAGCCGACAGUGUCCUGGCGCAGGCAGGACGGCAGACAGAUUCUUACAAGGACAAGUGGUCACAGUAGAACAAAGCAGCUGGAGAACGGCCACCUUUUAAUCCAGAGUGUUUGGCUGGACGAUGAAGGGCUGUACAUCUGCGCAGCUACGAACCAGUUUGGAACCAGCACAACCGAGGCCAGAGUUAGUGUCACUGGAUUGGAACCACCGGUCUUGGCCCACGGCGCCCCAAUCAUUAGCACAGGUGUCGGUCAGUCCGUCAGUCUUCCCUGCAUGCUGCUGGACGGAAUUCCCCUCCCAGAAAGACACUGGUCCCAAAAUGGAAAACCCGUUCAGCUCAACGGGAGGAUGUUCUUGAGGAGUGACGGCAGUUUGUACAUUGAAAGAACAAGCCCAGAUGAUUCUGGGAUGUACGUGUGCACUGCGGUGAAUGUAGCCGGCUCUAUGAACAUCACAGUCACCCUGGAGGUCCACGUGCCCCCCGAGAUCAACGCCGGUCCGUACCACUACAUCGCCAACGAAGGCGUAGACACCACGCUGUCUUGUGAGGCCACUGGCAUUCCAAAGCCAAAAGUUGCCUGGUCCAAGGGCAGGCAGCCUCUCCACAGGGAGCGCUCCUCUGUGCAGUCGGACCCCGAUGGACACCUCCGCAUCCCCCACCCCACCACUGACGAUGCAGGCAUCUACAUCUGCACGGCGACCAGUCCUGUGGGCUACGCCAGCCGAGAGAUCCAGCUCAGCGUCAACACCCUGCCCAAGAUAGCGGGUGUGAGUGGCCAUGACCAAACGGUGAAGAUGACGGCAGAGGUGGGAACGGAGGUUGUUCUCUCAUGUGAGGCCCAGGGGAGUCCGUCUCCACUGGUGACGUGGAGCAGAAACGGGCAUCCCAUCCCCCCCGUCACAGCUGGGUUCACGGUUCUGCCCUCAGGCUCUCUGAAGAUCACCGACGUGCGCCUGAUUGACAGUAAACUGUACACCUGCACGGCCGAAAACCCGGCAGGCAACGUGUCCGUCAGCUACAAGCUACACAUUCAAGCUAAACCCAGGAUUCAGCCAGCACCCUCCCUCCUGAAGGCCCUGGUUGGCCAGACAGUGACUCUACCUUGUGUGGUCCAGGGGGAGCCGAGCCCGGAGGUCACUUGGUUUCAUAAUGGACUUCCUGUCGGGGUCGCCGCCACGCCCCUCAGGAUCCAGCAGGUCAACGUCGACGACCGGGGCACCUACCAGUGUGUGGCCAAGAACAGCGCCGGACAGGAGACGCUGGAGAUCGAGCUGGAAAUUCUUGAGGCCCCAUUCUUUGCCGAGCCUGGAGAUGCCGUCAUGGAGAAAGUAGCGAACAGCAAGGUCAUCAUCCCCUGUCCCGCUGAAGGUUCACCUCGCCCCAAAGUGCGCUGGUUCAAGAAUGGCCUGGAGAUACACGCGGAACAAUCGGAGUUCUCCAUGGCCAGGGAUGGAGCGCUUGUAAUUAGCACAGCAUCUGCCAGCCACAGCGGGGACUUCAAGUGCAUGGCAACCAACGAGGCGGGCACCGUGGAGAGGAAGACGAGGCUGAAAGUGAACGUUCCCCCAGAGAUCCAAGAUGACAACCAGCCACUGAACCUCACAGUCACCCUGAAGCAGCCUCUCACUCUGGGCUGUGACGCUUUUGGGAUCCCCUCCCCGACGAUCACCUGGACUAAAGACGGUCAUCCUGUGAAAAGUCCGGGCGUUUAUCUGCAGAAUGCAAACAGGCUUCUCAGAAUCUACAGAGUCCAGCCGGAUCAUUCAGGACAGUUUGCCUGCACGGCUGAGAACUCGGCGGGAGAGGCCAGAAGAGAGUACAACAUCGUGGUGCAAGCUCCUCCGGUGAUUUCAGGAACGUCCCGACUCCAGGAGUUGACGGUGGUCCUGAGCCAGGAGGUGGAGUUUCAGUGCAGAGUUAGUGGGCAGCCACCGCCUAGGGUGGAAUGGAGCCGUGAUGGAGAGGUUCUGUCUCGUAUCGGGGAUCCCCACGUCGAGUUCCUGGAGGAAGGCCAGGUGUUGAGGGUGAAGUCAGUGAGACUGAGGGACCAGGGGCUUUACCAGUGUCUGGCCAGCAACGAUGCAGGGACUCAGAUGCGCCAGUUCAGACUCACAGUGCAAGCUCCACCGGCCAUUAAAGGCCCCAACGAGACCUCCGAGGUGUCGGUGGUGCUAGGAUUCCCCACAGUGCUGCCGUGCGAUGUCGAGGGCUCGCCCGCACCCAGUAUCACCUGGCUGAAGGACAACCAGCCCAUCGUGUCCAGUCCCCAGCUGACGUACACCCGCGGUGGGCAGGCACUGCGGCUGGGCUCGGCACAGGGAGACAGCAACGGCCUCUACACCUGCAGGGCCACAAAUCCUGCGGGCACCGCCACCAAGCACUACUCUGUCAGUGUUCUGGUUCCGCCGCAGAUUGAGAGUCACUCGCCGUCUUUGACAUUCGCUGGUCAAGAGGAGAAAGUGCGGGUUAACGGGAGUUUAACUCUCUCCUGCUUGGCGAAAGGUUUCCCCGAGCCAAAGGUUAACUGGUUUAAAGACGGACAGUCAGUGACGGGAAACUCCCACGCUGGCGUCCAGGAGAGCGGCUAUUUCCUCCACAUCGACAACGCCCUUCUGUCACACGAGGGCCAGUACACCUGUGUGGUCACCAACUCUGCAGGGGAGGACAAGAAAGACUUUCACGUCACCAUUCAGGUUCCUCCCGUCUUCCACCGAGUGACAAACAGAGAAGCAGCCUGGGGUCUGGGACACGAGGAUGACAAUAACAAUGAGGACAUGGUCGAGAAGCGGGAGGUGAUCCUCGGCCAUCCCAUCAGCCUGUCCUGUGAGAGUAACGCCAUCCCCCCACCAAAACUCAGCUGGUACAAAGAUGGAAGAGAACUCACGUCUGUGGAUGGCGUGGUGCUACUUCCAGGUGGACAGGCGCUACAAAUCACGCGAGUUCAGAGAGAAGAUGCUGGGAAGUAUACAUGUCAGGCCGUCAACGAGGCCGGGGAGGACCACAUGCACUUUGAGCUGGAGAUUCUGGUCCCUCCCGUGAUCACAGGAGCAUCGGAGGAGUUUAUGGAGGCAAUGGGAGCGGUGGUCAACAGCACCGUCGUCCUCCACUGCGACGCGACGGGACACCCGGCUCCAAGCGUCUCCUGGCUGCGAGACGGACAGCCGGUGCGCUCGGACUCACAGCACCACAUCAGCGAGGACGGGACUCAACUCCAGCUCCUCAGCGUUCAGGUCACCGACAUGGCCGGGUAUUUGUGUGUGGCUGAGAACAAGAUCGGAACGGUUGAGAAACUGUUUAGUCUGACCGUGCAAGUGCCUCCGAAAAUGAUCGGCAGUAAGGAAGAGAAGGUCAGCGUCAUCGAGGGCCACAUGGCGUCUCUGCUGUGCGACGUCCAAGCGUAUCCUCCUCCAGAGAUCACCUGGACCAAAGAUGGCCAGGUCCAUAUGUUCAACACCGGCAUCCACGUUCUUCCAGGGGGACAGAUGCUACAGCUGACACGGGCCAAGCUGGAAGACGCGGGGCAAUAUGUGUGCACAGCCAGCAACUCAGCAGGCCAAGACCAGAAGAACAUUCUCCUCAGUGUUUAUGUGAUGCCCACCCUGAAGCCCCGUCCUGACACCGAGUCAGACCUGGUCACGCCUCAGCUCGGCUCGUCGCUCACCCUGAGCUGCGAAGCCCGUGGCGUUCCCGAGCCCGAGGUCACUUGGUAUAAAAAUGGGCUGCAACUGUCACCGGGGAACGGACUGGAGGUGAAUCGUCACCAGCUGGAGAUCGAAGGAGUUCAGAUGACAGAUGGCGGCACCUACACUUGCAAAGUGUCCAACAUGGCCGGACAGGUGGACAGGACGUUCAAAGUGACCGUUCACGUUCCACCCGUCCUAGCCGGGCCCGUCCAGGAGUCCCUGAACUACACACUCGGCUCCCACGUGGCUCUGCUCUGUGAGGCCACAGGAGUCCCCGUCCCCAGCAUCACCUGGCUUAAAGACGGAACACCUAUCGAGAGCAGUCUGCAGUGGCAGUGGUCUGUUCGAGGGAACCGACUGGAGCUGGGGCCUCUGGCUCUGUCUCAUGCCGGCACGUACACCUGUGUGGCAAAGAACAGUGAGGGUCAGAAGCAGAAAGACUACACACUCACAGUCCAGGUAUCGCCGACCAUCCUGGACUCGGACCACUCAGCUGAUGUAAGUGCGCCCAUGGGAGAGGAGCUGACCCUGCAGUGCAGAGCAUCUGGAAUCCCCACGCCCCGCGUCAGCUGGCUGAAGGACGGAGUAACUUUAGAGGGAUCGGACAGCCGCCACAUCUCUGUGACCCCGGAUGGCGGCGCGCUGACGUUACGGAGGCUGAGCGCCGAGGAUUCUGGGACAUACACCUGUCUGGCCUUCAGCCCGGCUGGACAAGAAAGCAGAAUCUACACCGUCUUUGUACUCGUCCCGCCCACCAUCUCCGGAGAGACCGCUGCGCCCCGAGAGGUGCAGGUCACGCAGGACAGCGCUGUGACUCUGGAGUGUAAGGCGACAGGAAACCCUGCGCCUCAGAUCAGCUGGCUGAAGAACGGACGGCCCCUGCUCCUCUCCCCGCGCGCACGCCUCCUCUCCGGUGAUUCGGUGCUGAGGCUGUCUCCUGUGCAGCUGUCCGAUUCUGGAGUUUACACGUGUGUGGCACGCAGUCGAGCUGGUCUUGCUGAGCUUAGCUAUGACGUCCAGGUCCAAGUUCCCCCAGGUGUGGAUCACGUUGAACCUGUGGAGCCGGUCACGGUUGUCCAAGGAUCCUUGGUCACGUUAACCUGCGAGGCGCGCGGCGUUCCACCUCCGACGCUAACGUGGAUGAAGGACGGACAGCCGCUGUCCCUUCACCGCAACCUGCUGCUGGACGGAAGGGAGACGAGGUUGCAGCUGCCCGACGUGGCGCCGUCAGACGCAGGCCUCUACAGCUGCGUCGCGAGCAACCAGGCAGGAAGCAGCACCAAGAGCUUUAACCUCACUGUGCUUGAGCCUCCGAAGAUGUCCGGCUCCAGCUCCCCAGAGGAGCUGACGAUAGCCAUGGACAGUCCACUGGAGCUGGAGUGCUCAGCUGUGGGCGUUCCACCUCCCGCCCUCAGCUGGCUGAAGGACGGCCGCCCCUUAGAAGGGACCGACGUUGUCCAGCAGGACGGACACUUUGUCAGGAUUAGCAAAGUUCAGGUUGAGGAUGCAGGUUUGUACACCUGCUUGGCCAGCAGCCUCGCCGGAGAGGACGGAAAAAACCACUGGGUCCGCGUACAAGUUCCCCCAACCGUCCUCGGCUCAGGUGACGUGAGGACGUUGACGGUGCCAGUUAGCGGACACCUGACCAUGGAGUGCCUGGCCGACAGCGACCCUCUGCCAGACAUCGAGUGGUACAAAGAUCAGGCCAAACUGCAGACAGGAGGUCAUAUUCAGAGACUUGCAGGGGGUCAGUACCUGGAGAUACAGGAGGUCAGACCGGAGGACGGCGGCCAGUACAGCUGCGUGGUCACCAACAUGGCCGGAAGCACCAGUCUGUUGUUCAACGUGGAGAUUCUCCUACCACCUGUGAUAAAGGAGAGCAGCUCACUGGUGACCACCCACGUGGGUCAGGACGCAGUUUUACCUUGUCAGGUCGACGGCGACUCUUCGCCCGCAGUCACGUGGAGGAAAGACGGCUUCCCCGUGUCUGUGGAUAACAAGAAGUACACGUUAUCAGAGGGCUCCCUGCGUGUACGUGGGGUUCAACUGAGUGAUGCUGGCCGCUACUACUGCACGGUGUCCAACCAGGCCGGCUCCGAUCACCGAUCACUUGAUCUGCGAGUGUUUGUGGGUCCUUCGAUCAGUCCGGGUCCGUUCAAUGUGACAAUGACCACAGGGGUUAGAGCAGUGCUGAGCUGCGAGACGACAGGUAUACCUCCACCUACAGUGUCCUGGAAGAGGAACGGCACACCGCUUGAUGUCAGUCAGCUGCCUGGAGCUUACAGGAUUCUUUCCUCGGGAUCCCUUGUUCUUUUGACGCCAUCCAGCGAGGAUGAAGGUUACUUUGAGUGCACUGCCAUAAAUGCUGUUGGAGAAGAACGUAGGGUCAUCGAGGUCAUCGUACAAGUCCCACCAACUAUUGAAGACGACGUCACGACGGUGACAGCCGUGAAAAUGUCUCCAGUGGCGUUGCCUUGUCAAGUACAAGGACGUCCACAGCCAACCAUUACCUGGACGAAGGGUGGCACCAAACUGGGCUCCAGAGGAGGAAGUUAUCGUGUCCUUCCCACAGGAGUGUUGGAGAUAACGGCUGCUGUGCCGAGUCAUGCGGGCAGAUACACGUGUUCAGCUCGUAAUCCAGCAGGAGUGGCUCACAAACAUAUAUCUCUGACGGUGCAAGAGCUCCCAGAGAUCAGGCCUAUGGCGGAGGAAGUGCAGGUGGUGUUGCAUCAUGGGACAGUGCUACCCUGUGAGGCUCAGGGCUUCCCCAGACCAUCCAUCACCUGGCAAAGAGAGGGAGUUCCCAUAGCAGCAGGUCACAGACUGGCUGUGCUCUCAAACGGAGCUCUGAAGUUUUCCCGCGUCACGCUCGGCGAUGCAGGGUCCUACCAGUGCCUGGCAAAGAAUGAAGCCGGGGUAGCUGUGGGAAGAACCAAACUGGUCCUUCAUGUUCCGCCGGUGCUGAGCGUGCCUCGCGUGGAGUACACCGCGGUGCUCGGCCAGCCAGCCGGUCUGGAGUGUGUCGCCGAUGGGCAGCCUCAACCUGAAGUGACUUGGCACAAAGAGAGGAGGCCUGUGGUUGACGGCGCACGUGUGCAUCUCUUUGCCAACGGGACUCUGGCGAUAACUUCAACCCAGCGCAGCGACGCCGGCCUCUACACGUGCGCCGCCAAGAACCUCGCUGGCAGAGCCAGCCAGGACAUGCGGCUGAUUAUUCAAAUCCCACCCAAGAUUCCUCCUGUGCAGACUGAGCUAUCAGUGAUCCAGGGAUUUCAGGCUCUGCUGCCAUGUGCUGCUCAGGGUUCACCAGAACCCAGAGUGUCCUGGGAGAAGGACGGCGUCACUGUGCCGACCCGGCCAGGCAAAUUCACCGUCCUGCGGUCAGGAGAGCUAAUCAUUGAGAGGGCUGAGCCAGCGGACGCCGGAGUGUUCACAUGCGUGGCCACGAACGCGGCAGGCUCGGCGAGACAAGACAUUCGCCUGUCAAUCAACAUGAGGCCCGCCUUCAAGGAGCUGCCUGGUGACGUGACCCUGAACAAAGGACAGAGUCUGGCCUUGUCCUGCCACGCUCAGGGAACGCCCUCACCGGUCAUCUCCUGGACGGUCAACAACAGCCCUUAUGCAGGCGCCUCCUUAGACGAGGCUGGCAGGAGCUCCAUCAUCAUCGACAAUGUGACCAGAGGUGACGCCGGGACCUACGUCUGCAUCGCGGAAAACCGCGUGGGCUCCAUCCGAGCGCUGUCGUUUGUCCGCAUCAGAGAGCCUCCGGUGCUGAAGGGUGAAGCCCACAUGUCUCAGACAGUUGUGCAGGGCGGCUCAGCGAUGCUCGACUGUCCGGUCCACGGAGACCCCAGCCCUGUGCUCCGCUGGCUCCGGGACGGGAAACCCUUGCUCCGCUCCGUCCGAAUUCAAGCCCUCCGCAACGGCUCCUUAGUCGUUUACAGCAUCAGUGCUGCAGAUGAGGGGGAGUACCAGUGUGUAGCAGAGAGCGAAGCUGGGACAGUGGAGAGGACCAUUACUCUCAAGGUUCAGAUCAACGGAGGCUACUCGACCUGGCAGGAGUGGAGUCCGUGCAGUAGCACGUGUGGACGAGGUUUCCAAGAACGGACGAGAUUGUGCGACAACCCGGAACCGGCCAACAGGGGCAGAUCGUGCAGCGGCUCGAGUAUCGAUUCUAGGAAAUGUCAGACUGGUCUCUGUCCAGGAGAGUCUCCUCGCAGGACCAGAGGCAGCCUGAUAGGCAUGGUGAACGAGAGGGAGUUUGGCGUGUCCUUCCUGGAGGCCAACAUCACAGACCAUGCGGAGGAGGGAAGCAGCACUCUGCAGGCACGUCUGGACAACAUCCCCCCCAGCGUGGGUCCCUUGCUGCGAGUGCUCGUGUCCGUGUUUGCGCCCGUCUACUGGACCACGGUGUUACAGAGCGGAGCUGCCAGAAACGGCUUCUCUUUCACCCAAGGCCAGUUCAGGCAAGAGUCUCAGCUGGAGUUUGAGACGGGGGAAAUCCUUCGUUUGACCCACGUCGCCCGGGGUCUGGAUUCUGAGGGAGUUCUCCUCAUUGACAUAGUAAUCAAUGGAUUUGUUCCUCCGUCAUUAUCGUCAUCUCAUCUGAGCCUUCAGGAAUUCGAUGAGUCAUACGUGCAGACGGGCCGGGGGCAGCUGCACUCGUGGUCGUCGCAGGCCCAUCAGAGAGAAGGAAACCCUGUGGUGUUACGCUGCAAUCACACCAUUAUUUACGAGGGCCAGGAGGAGCGCCAGGGCCCACUGCUCCAGCUGCUCAAGGUAUCUGGGAUGAACAGUGUCUACAACAUGUUCACGCUCACGCUGGACUUCCACGUCACGGCCAGCCUUCUCAUACCAGACGGUUAUGAAGACACAUGCCCUAAAGGUUUCCUCCUCGACACAGCUUCCUACUGUGCUGAUGAAGACGAGUGCGCACUGCAGUCCCCCUGCUCUCAUUCCUGCAACAACAUCAUGGGAGGCUUCUCCUGUGCCUGUCCCUCCGGCUUCACCAUCUCUACAGAGACCAACGCAUGCCAAGAUAUCGACGAGUGUUCCCAGGGUUCACACAUGUGCCACUACAACCAGCAGUGUGUCAACACAGUGGGCACGUACCGCUGCCAGGCCAAGUGUGGGCCAGGAUUUAAGCCCAGCGUCACGGGAACCAGCUGCGAAGACGUGGACGAGUGCCAGGAGUCUGCCGUCUCCCCGUGUCAGCAUCAGUGCCUAAAUACUCUGGGCUCCUACCGCUGUAUCUGUCACCCUGGAUACCAGCUCUCAGGACAGCGCUGCAUUGAUAUUAACGAGUGCAUGAGAAACAUUUGCCCGGCUCACCAGCAGUGUCGAAACACAGAGGGAGGAUACCAGUGUUUCGACAGCUGUCCUGCUGGGAUGACCAAAGCAGAGAAUGGAGCCUGCAUGGAUAUUGACGAGUGCCAGGAUGGGAGUCACAUGUGUCGCUACACACAGAUCUGUCAGAACACGGUCGGAGGUUACGGCUGCGUGUGUCCCAGAGGUUACCGAUCCCAGGGAGUAGGCCUCCCAUGUCUGGACAUCGACGAAUGCCUGCAGACACCGAACCCUUGUGCCUACCAGUGCCGUAACGUGCCGGGCAGCUUCAGGUGCUCGUGUCCUCCCGGCACUGUGCUGCUCGGGGACGGACGCUCCUGUGCGGGGCUGGAACGAGGCCAGACGUUUUCGAACGGGACCCGAGUCAGAGCGAGACUCCGCCCUCAGCUCGUGUCUUCUCUGGGGAGGCCCAUCCUGUCCCGCUCUAACGGAGUCUCUCGCAUCACCAGGCAGUCGUGUCCUGCGGGGUACACCAACAGAGACGGAACAUGUGUCGAUGUGGAUGAGUGUGUGUUCAGGAAGCCGUGUCAACACGAAUGCCAGAACACCAUCGGCAGUUUCCGGUGUCUGUGUCCACCAGGAUAUCAGCUCUUACCAAACGGCAGGAGCUGUAAAGACAUUGACGAGUGUGUCGAACAAGGCAUCCAGUGUGGACACAAUCAGAUGUGUUUUAAUACCAGAGGAGGAUACCAGUGCCUGGACACUCCCUGUCCCGCGUCCUAUCAGACAGGCAGAAGCCCCGGGACCUGCUACAGACCCUGCUCUCUGGACUGCGCCACGGGAGGCUCGACUCUGCUUCUGCAAUACAAGCUGCUCACUCUUCCCUCGGGCAUCCCGGCCAAUCACAACGUGGUGCGACUGUCCGCCUUCUCCGAGUCCGGAGUCCUGCAGGAACGCACCGCUUUCACCAUACUUGAGCAAGACUCGGAGGCGGGCGCGAUGACGGGCCGCGUGUUCGGCAUCAGGGACGAGGCGGGCAGGGGAAUCAUCUUCACCCUGCGGGUCUUGGACAGACCGGGACUCGUGCGGCUCAAGGUGCAGGCCACCACCAUCUCUCUCCAGGGCCGCAUUACCUACCAGAGCAUCUUCAUCAUCUACAUCUCCAUCUCAACAUACCCCUACUGAGCUGCUGGGCUGCUUUACAGAUGACUCUGCCCACAGUGGCCCAUUAGAAACCACUCACCCACGCGAAGAAAGAAGACACAAACAGUACAUAUACAAGGACGAGGUGGACGUGGUUAUGAAGUGGAUUUCAUGGAGAUGAGAAGCCCCCCAGGUCUGUGACUGACACGUCACAGUAGAUAAAGCUCUGCCGUUUUUUAAAUGUUGCCUUCAGCGGGAGGUGAAUGAAUUAUAGCGUAGAUCAUACUCGACUGAAGACGUGGAUGAACACACAAAUGACACAAUUUCAUCCGGUUUUUAUCAAUACCUGAAAAUGCACAAUACAAAGAAAUGUAAUCACCAACCAAGCACUGAAUUAUUUUCUGUCCAUCAGGACACGGACUCUGUCAUUUUGUGUUUCAAAUGUUGAAUAUCUAGUUCUGGGAGACACUCAUAUUUACCUAAGCCUAUCACACGUCUUUGUUCUAGUAGUUUGUACAAUGUUUCCUCUAUCAUUUUAAUUUAUUGAAGUCCUUUGAACACAUCACUGGUUCAAACAGUCUCCUGACACAGAGGGUUCGGGCUCGUGCCUGAAAUGACAAACCUUCAGCGACGCGUUCUAACAGUGGCUUGUAUCCGUCGGGCGAGCGACAGUGUUUAAUCUCUCAUUAUGUGUUUUUUGUACUCUUUUCUAACCAUUUCUUUCUUGUUUUUUAUCACGUGACAAACGUACGGUGCUGUUCUGAAUGUAUGCACAUGUAUUAAGUGGUGCUGGAGUCACAGAGGAAACCGACGCCACAGUGUUGGACUGCACUUACAGUUUCUAUCAUUAUUUUCUGCAUGUGCGAUGCUGUUCAGUAACCACAGGCACCAUUAAUGGCACCACUGGUGCAAAUCGGGAAGUCAAAGGUUUCCCCUGCUCUUGCAGAUAAAAUAAAUAUUUUUCUGUGAAAUAUUUUUGCUGUAAAUGAUUG